Molecule: messenger RNA, 2775 nt
Organism: Misgurnus anguillicaudatus (oriental weatherfish)
Lineage: Eukaryota; Metazoa; Chordata; Actinopteri; Cypriniformes; Cobitidae
Gene: gpr19
Product: G protein-coupled receptor 19
Biological process (GO): G protein-coupled receptor signaling pathway
Cellular component (GO): plasma membrane
Molecular function (GO): G protein-coupled receptor activity
Source: RefSeq, a predicted model, not a curated record
UAUCGUCUUUGGCACGUGCUCGUGUUUAUGAAAGGGAUGAAGUCAACCGCUCCUCGAUACAGCUAUGUGUCGUUAUGGCAACAGACACAGAAGAACAGUCCAUACUCAGCACUUCUGUUGCUAUGGUAACACCAUCUGUAGUGCAUAUACGGAGACUCGUGACCAUUCAUGAUCUGAUGCAUCAAUGUAUUCAUACAUGACAUCUGAUCAAAUCAUAUAAAUCACCUUUACGCUACAAAACAUUAUCUUAAAAAUCAAAUUUUAUAUUGACUAAUCGUUAUUCUUUUAUUUAGCCUACUUUUGUGCAUUUUAUAGGCUGUAAUAUUAAAUGCGUUAUAAUAAAUCGCAUACACUUUCAGUUUUGCUGAAAUACAUAUACGCGUAUGUUAUUGUGGCUUAUUAUGAAUAAUUCAUGAGAAUGAUUCUGGGGUAUGACGUCACUGAUCGGGUCUGAUGUGAAUGUGGAUGAAGAUGGAUCGGAUGUGAUCCGAUCGUCUCGAGUGUGUAAUGUGUAACUGAUUUCUGAAGGAUAAUCGGAUAAAUAGGAAUUAAACAUGUUAAUGAUGAAGAUAAAGUGCGCCGAUGAUUAUGAGGGAAGAAAUAACUGACCGGAGAACAGCAGAGAUCUGAGGUGAGUCUCUGUGCUGAUGACAUCAUACAGCUGCGACCUGACACCAGGAGGGAAAUGGUGUACUCCCUAUCUGCCGAGGGCGUAAAUCCCUCUUUCCGCUCGGCUGUCGUUUUCUACCCGACGAUGGACCACUCUGACCGGAACGAUUCAUCCACCACUCCCACGGCCCUCGUCUGCCGCCUAGACGCGCCAUCACUGGAGUCUCAGACCAACGGCUCCUUGACCUCGUACGAUCUGACCCCGGCAGAGGUGACGGUUCUCGGGCUUAUCUUCACCAUUCUCUGGGUGAUAUCAGUACUGGGCAACUCUCUAGUUUGUCUGGUGAUCCAUCGUAGUCGUAGAACGCAAUCGACCACCAACUACUUUGUAGUGUCGAUGGCGUGUGCCGAUCUGUUGUUGAGUCUGGCGUGGGCCCCGUUCAUUUUGCUCCAGGUGUCCGCGGGUCACUGGCCUCUGACGGCGGCCGCGUGCAAAGCCGUGCGUUACCUGCAGCACUUGUGCCCUGGAGUCCAAGUCUACGUGCUUCUGUCUAUUUGCAUCGACCGCUUCUACACCAUCGUUUACCCUUUGAGUUUUAAAGUGUCACGCGAGAAGGCCAAACGGAUGAUUUUGGCAUCUUGGAUCUUCGACGCGGCUUUCGUGUCUCCGUGCCUGUUCUUCUAUGGGUCGUCUUCGACAGCGACCUCUCAAAACCACUGCGACUUCUUCCUGCCGGACUCCUGGGAUGGGCUGGGGUACGCGGUGGCUCAUCUGCUCUUCGGAUUCCUGGUCCCGGCGCUCCUCAUCGUGUCUUUCUACCAGCGGGUGGUCCGAUACAUCUGGAGGAUCGGUACGGACGGACGAACGGUCCGCAGAACCAUGAACAUCGUCCCCAGAACUAAAGUCAAAACUAUCAAGAUGUUUCUAAUGCUCAACACAAUGUUCCUUCUCACCUGGACGCCAUUUUACGUAGCUCAGCUCUGGCAUCCCGAAGCAGUGUCAGGACCGAGCAGGCAAGGGGCGCUCUUCUUCGUCGCGGUGGCGUGGAUCUCCUUUAGCUCCACGGCAUCGAAGCCGACGCUUUACUCCAUUUACAACGCCAACUUCAGACGUGGUAUGCGAGAAACUUUCUGCAUGUCCUCCAUGAAGUGUUACCGUAGUAACGCAUACACCAUCACAGCCAGCUCACGAAUAGCCAAAAAGAACUAUAUCGGAGUAGUAGAUAUUCCUGUACCGGCGAAGACACUCAUCAAAGAUUCGGUUUACGAAACUUUUGACCGAGAAGCAAAGGAGAAGAAGUUAGCGUGGCCUAUCAGCACCAACCCACCAAACACUUUUGUAUGAAGAGUUUUAGCAAAGUCAUUGAUGAGAGCGCACAAUAAAUAACACAUUGACUCGUUCCUGUUGUGCAACUCUGAACUGAUCAAUGAAAGGUUUGUGUUGAAUAAAGCAUCUCUACUUAAGGGUAACAAUUUCACAAGAAAUAUUUAUACAAUAGCAGGAAAGUUAGCAGGAUGAAAACGAAGAUCUUGGAAAAUUAAGUUCAGCACUCACUUGAAGGAGUCGGUUCUUUGUCAAUCUUUGUUGACCUCUGAAAUCCAAAAGACAGAUAGAUAAUAACACGAGAGUAACGGAAUAGAACGUAAUAUUAAAGACACAUGAAAACAAUUAAAAUAACAUUUAGAAGAAAACAUGAUUUGUUUAAAACGUUUUGGGAUGAUAAAAAGCAGAAUAAACACUUGGAAUUUUUCUUUAUAAAUAAAGUUUUUUAUUGUACAAGUUUAAUAGCAUCUGGGAACAUGAAUGACAUCUGACAUAAUUCACUUCAGUGUGAUGUUAAAAAAAUAAUGUAAUUUAAUUAUAAUAAUGUAUAUGAAGGCACGUAUGAUCGACCUGAAGUCAAUCUAAAGAAAUGAUGCUGACUAAACGUUUAGAUGAGUGAUGAUGACAUCAUCACAAUCUUCAUUUCAUCACAUUAAACCUCGUGUCGUCUCACGUUCUACUAUUUGUUUGUGCAGUUGGGUUUAUGUUAAUCUAAUGGAGACUCAGUCGUAGUGUUUUGUGUCUGUAUUUACAGAUGAAACUGUCUCUCGUUAUUUGUGAUGUUUAUAAUGCAAAUCCAACAUGUCAGUGUGAUUUAACAAUUAAACUUUCUGUACAAUUCA